CUUUGUCUUCUCUGCAUUUUUCCUUUUUAUUGAAUUGUAUGAUUGCUUAUUGUAGAAAAGUUGACACUCAGCAACUUCUAGGUUAAUUAAACUUGAUCUAAUUGCUUAGAAGAAAAGUAAAAGUAAAACAGAAAAUGAAUUAUUGAAUGGCAAGCUUAGCAAAUCUAGUCUUGCUCAACUAUUGUAUUUCUUUAUUUUUAAAUUUUUUUAUAGUUGACCUUCUUGUAGCCAUUUCUUAACUUGAAGCCAAUCUAACUCAUGAGUUUGGCCAGCUGCUCAUUUGAAUGGACAACAAGGUAUGUGCACCUUACUGUGUAAGUCUUAGAACACUCAAGAUCAAAGAAGAUGAAAUAUAGAAGAGAGACAAGAUUUGAUCUUGUGUACACACAUCCCACUGCUAGGAAAACGUCUCACCAUGAAGAGCUUAUAUUAGACCUUGACGAGCUUAUAUAAAUAAUAACUUCAUCACCAUACUGUUAAUGUUACCAUAUACAAUUUAGGAAUCAAAUUGACUGUACAUAUACUUUGUACAUAUACGAAAAGAUUGACGGAUUGGCUUACCAUGUAUAUGUUAAUGUUACCAAAUACAAUUUAGGAAUCGGUUAGAUUCCAUGUAUAGGAUAUACGUCUGUAUAUAGAUGGAUGCGGAGGAUAAUAAAAAGGAGAAGAGUUCUCGGUUUCUGCGGGGUUUUUCUGAGUAUUUUGACAUGGUAUCUGAGCAAGGUUUCGGCACCUUCUGAGUGGAGUUCGUGCUUCUUGGAGGUUUUGGCAUUUCCUGUUGGUGCAUUUGUGGUUUUAUUUUUUUGGUGAUUGCUAUGGGUGUUUUUCUUGGUUUCGAUCCCUUCAAUAGCUGCGUUUGAGGGGUGUAUCUCGGCAGCUGUUGGCUCAUUGAUGAUACGCAUCAUGUUGAGGCCGGCAAUAACUCCCACAUCCUUGGUGGCUUGAUUCUCAGCAGCUGUUGGCUUAUUGAUGAUACACAUCACUUGAGGUAGGCAUUAUAACAACAACGUUCUUCACAGUUGAACCGAUCUUCUACCAAUCAAAUGCUUGGCAUCGAAAAUAGUGUUGAUCGGGUUCAUUGCGACCUAGUUCUUGGGCACUUUUAUUCCAAUUUUCUGGUGGGUUAUUUCCUUUGUCUCUCGGUUGCAUCAUGUCAUCAGAUAAGUUGGAAUCGUUUCCUAUUAGAUUUAUUGGCAAAAAUUAUUGUGCUUAGGAGUUUCAAUUUAAAUUAUUUGUCAAAGGAAAAGAAUUAUGGGGUCAUAUUGAUGGGGGUAAUCCUGCACCUCGUGAUGCCGAGGCUUUGUCUAAGUGGGAAAUUAAGGAUGCUCGGGUUAUGACUUGGAUCCUUAGCUCGGUUGACCCUCACCUUGUUCUCAAUCUGAGGCCUUAUAAAACUGCUGCUACCAUGUGGAAUUAUCUCCACACGGUUUACAAUUAAGACAACUCUACUAGGCAUUUUCAAUUGGAGUAUGAGAUGACUAAUUUCACACAAGGAAGUCUCUCAAUUGAGGAAUAUUUUUCUGGUUUUUAAACUCUUUGGACUGAUUAUUUCGACAUUGUUUAUGCUAAUGUUCCCGCUGCAACUCUCUCUGCUGUCUAAGCAGUGAAUGCAACCAGCAAGCGGGAUCAAUUCUUGAUGAAGCUACGACCCGACUUUGAAAUUGCACGGUCUAAUAUGAUGAAUCGUCAUCUUGUACCAUCUUUGGAUGCCUGUUAGAGUGAACUUCUGCGUGAGGAGCAGUGUAUCGUAACUCAAGCUACCAUGGACCAUCGGGCUAAUGUUAGUGCACCUGUUUCUAUGGCUUAUGCAGCACAGGGGCGGAAUAAGGGUCGAGACAUGCAUGUUGUCCAGUGCUUUAGUUGUAAAGAUUUUGGUCACAUUGCUCGGGAUUAUCCCAAGAAGUUUAGUAACUACUGCAAGAAACAAGCUCAUAUCAUCUUUGCUUGUCCCAUUCGGCCUGAAAUGAAGCAGGGUAAUGCUUAUCAUGCUUCCACUGGUGCCUCUAGUUCUGUUGCAUUGCCUGCUGCCUCGUCGAUUGUUCCAAUUUCUGCUCCUACAGCCUUAGCAAACCUGAACACACUCACUCCUAAAAUGGAUUAAGUGUCCGGGAAGAUGAUCGCGAAGGGGCUUAAAGUGGGACGACUCUUUCCUCUUCAUGUUUCUCCUUCCACUAUUAUUCCUAGUUUUCCUUUACUUUCAUUUGCAUGUAAUGUUGUUGGUUCUGGACAUAAGAUGUGGCAUAGACGUCUUGGUCACCCAAACUCUGAUGUACUUCGUACUUUGUUUCAUUCUGGAUUAUUGGGAAAUAAAACAUGUUCUUCUCUUGAUC
Messenger RNA from Vitis riparia (riverbank grape), 2330 nucleotides. RefSeq lists its product as uncharacterized. Bases 1763 to 2101 code for a protein of 112 amino acids. The record is from RefSeq and is a predicted model, not a curated record. Lineage: Eukaryota; Viridiplantae; Streptophyta; Magnoliopsida; Vitales; Vitaceae. Gene Ontology annotation, molecular function: zinc ion binding; nucleic acid binding. The transcript is spliced from 2 exons.